Bradysia coprophila is the source of this 3196-nucleotide messenger RNA. RefSeq names its product Steroidogenic acute regulatory protein-like (gene Start1). Gene Ontology annotation, molecular function: lipid binding. Gene Ontology annotation, cellular component: endoplasmic reticulum-endosome membrane contact site; endoplasmic reticulum membrane; lysosomal membrane. The record is from RefSeq and is a predicted model, not a curated record. Lineage: Eukaryota; Metazoa; Arthropoda; Insecta; Diptera; Sciaridae.
AUAUUUUCUAAAGUGUUAACAGACAAACCUCAAGUUUGUUUUGAUUUUAAUUACGAUCGUCUGAUUAUUGUAAAUUUUUCUUCUAUAAAUAAGUUGGAAUUUAAAAAAUCAUAAACCAAGCGAAAAGUAUCCGAAUUAAAGUGGCUUUUGUGAAAAACAAUGUAGUACAAAAACAAAACAGACAAAUAUAUACGACGUAGGUUUGUUCCAAAAUUACUAAUGCGAUAAAGUUUUUCCAAGUCAAUCGCUGAUUAAACACACAUCUUCCCUUGCCUUUGUUUGAUGUAUCCAAAUUUUAUGACGACAAUCUAGUUGUGUUACGACAAGAAAGAUAGGCAGAACUAACAUGUUUUGGAAAACAUUGUGGAAUAUUAUCAAAUUUGUGUUCUACGUUUUGAUUUUGUUAGCCUUUGGUUGUUUGAGUUUAUUUUCAAGAGUUUUAUUUGUUUGAAACAAAGCCCUCCUAACCCAUCUUCCAUAUGAAUGAAAUUCGAAAUUGCAUUUUGUUGCUCUUUAAAUUGAUUGUACAUGCCAUUUGAUCAUUUCAAUUAAUCGAACCGAAAAGAAGAAAACAAACGAUUCGACGAUCACUGAAUCAGAAAUUAAAGCGGAGUACGUCUGAGUGAUGAGUCAUAUGAAACGAAACAUUGGUAGACAACAUAAUCCAUUAUGCCACACGAUGACCGUGAUGUCAGAUUCGCCGCUCAGUCCAUAUACCAAAACAUGUAUCGACCAUAUCCUCCCAUAGAUUUUUCUCGAUCUCAGUCACAUUCGAUAAACUUCAUCACAGAAGAUUUCCUAGCUGGAUACAUGGAAGAUGGUCGUCGAAUGUCGGUGGUUCGACGAUUUUUCUGUUUAUUUGUAACAUUUGACUUAUUUUUCAUUUCAUUGCUCUGGCUGAUUUGCAUAUUGAUCACUGGUGACAAUAUCUACAAUGCACUCAAAACACAGAUCAUUCAUUACACCAUAUACGCUUCCCUGUUCGAUAUAGUCAUGGCGGCUAUAUGCCGAUUCACCGUAUUGAUACUUUUUUAUGCACUUUUGUACAUCAAUCACUGGUCAAUCAUAGCUCUAUCAACUUCCGGCUCUUGCGCUUUUCUUAUUGCCAAAGUUUUCUUUUUCAAUUGGCUAGAUACACCGCAACCUGUGUUCCAAGUGUUACUUAUUGUGACAUCAUUUGUACUGUCCUGGGGUGAAGCAUGGUUUUUAGAUUGCAAGGUAAUUCCGCAGGAGACGAUUGCUCGGAAUUACAUGAUAGCGGCAAUGCCACAUUUGAAUGACGAUCGGACACCAUUAAUGGCACCGUUUUUGAAUUCUGCAAUGCCACCCGAAAGUAUUGCUAAUUUCUAUUCGCCAUACGAUUCGUGUCACAAUAGUGAUGAAGAGGAUGAUCAGGAUGAAGAUUACCGCAAUAUGGGUAAAGAAUGUGUUCGUAAAGCGUUCAAUCUGUUGGAGGCGUCUGAUUGGAAUGUCGAAAAGGUAACAAGUAAAGGAGACACGAUACAAAGUACACAACGAGACAAAUUGGGAAAAGUUUUUCGUUUAACUGCGAGGGUUCACUUCCCAGCGAAGAAAUUGCUCGAACACCUUUUCUAUAAGAUCGAGGAAAUACCGAAAUGGAAUCCAACAAUACUGGAAUCGAAAAUCAUUAAGAAAAUCGACACCCACACCGAUAUUUCUUAUCAAGCAACGGCUGGUGCAGGCAGUGGCAUGAUCAAAAGUCGCGAUUUUGUAAAUCUACGUUGUUGGCAUCUAUGCCGUGACGGUAACAUUAUCGAUUCGGGUGAAUCAUCGUCGGAGGAAACCGGUUCAGUGACAGUGACGGCAGUGGCGACAGUGUCUCGUCCAGACGACUCUGAUGACGAAUGUCUGUUGAAAGAUGAUCCACAUCAGAAAAUGCAGAAAUCGUUAAGCGAUGCACGUAUCAACGAAAGUAAGCAGCGAAGUGUGCCGGAUAUGGGCGGACUGAGCAAGAGCCUUGGUGCUAAGGGUUUCUUCGACGAUGAAAUCAACAGCGGUGAUGAACAUUUUGAGGAUGCUGAGAAUGAUGACCAAUCAUCUGUUAGUAGUCAGUCGAUGUUACGGCCGUCGGGUAAAGUGUAUGUAAGUGCCGCUAUUAGUAUUCCAUUUGCUGGUGUUCCUCCAUCGACGAAGUUCACAAGAGGUGAAAAUCUAUUGUCUUGCUGGGCAAUGCGUGAAGUCGAUGGAAAAGGUGACACUUGCAUUUUUGAGUGGUUAUUGUGCCUAGACUUGAAAGGAUAUUUUCCGCGAAGACUGUUAGAUGCGACGUAUACGUCCUUUAUGCAAGACUACAUGGUAUUUUUAAGGAAAUAUUGUGCCGAAGUCAAUCGUAAGAAGAGUCACAAACAACAGGUGAACAGCUAAGCAUCACUGUAGUGUCCGUAACGUUGUCUAUAGCUAAACAAAAUGUAAAUUCCCUUGACUUAUUUUGAUUUACUGUCGCUUUAAUGUGGCCCGUCGCCGAACGGAAGCGUUAAAGUUUAGAUUUUUAUGUUAACCAUUAGAUUGAUUAAAGAGAACUGACAAAUUAUAAUUUUAUUACCAAUAAUUUUAUGUUGUGAAUUUACAGUUAAAAACAUUGAGUUGUAUAUGAGCGAAUUGUGCAACUCACCAUGAUGGGUUCUUUUCUCUGUUUUAAGCUGCUCCAUUAACACGUUUCACAAACGACUAGUCAUAGUCGAUCAUCUACAAACAUAUUGGCUCUAAUGAUAUUGUCAUAGGAAAUUGUAUGUCAAAACAUUUGAAGUACAAGAUUUUAGCCAAAAAUGUGAAUUAAACUGAACUUUUCUUCACAGCAGCUAAACUUUAUCUCAAGUUUUUGAGUAAAAUAUCUUGACAAUAAUGGGACAAAUGAUGGAAAUAAUUUCUUGUGUGCUUACCGACCUCGGCCUCGCCUCGGACUUCACACAAAAAGUACCAUUUCAAUCAUUUAUCCUAUUGGUAAGUAAUGUACCAUUGUGUACCACUGUAACAAUAUGUUGAAUGCACUUAAAUCGAAAGAAGUAACCGAUUCGUUAACUAAUAACUAGUGACAUGUUAGCCGUCUUGUGAAAGGUGUAACUUGAUUUAUUAUAAAUUAUUACAAAUUUUCAUGUGAUUCUAGUGUUGUAUAAGAGCUUAAGAUCGCAGAAUAUUUUUCUAAGCCAACAAAAAAAUAAAUUUUUUCCACACAAAA